Messenger RNA from Trichobilharzia szidati, 1533 nucleotides. Lineage: Eukaryota; Metazoa; Platyhelminthes; Trematoda; Strigeidida; Schistosomatidae. The record is from the annotation of a GenBank genome assembly.
AAUAAAGUUCUUAUCUGUGGGGAUGUUAAAGGGAAGGUGAAAGCAUUGUUUUCAAGAGUUCUAAAAAUUAUGGCUACAGCUGGACAAUUUGAUAUGAUGUUUUGUUUGGGAGACUUUUUCGGAAAUAAUAUUGAAGAAGUAGAAGGGCUGAUUGAUGGAAACAUUGCGGUGCCCCUUCCAACAUACAUUGUGUCUCCACUUACAGAAUCUGCCCGCAAAUUUUGUGAUCAAGAAUCUGGUUGUAAACUUUGCAGCAACCUCACAUAUUUAGGUUCUAAGGGUACGUACACUACGAUGACUGGUCUACGUGUGGUGUACAUGGCCGAGCGAGAGGUCAAUUCUGAUAGUUCCAGCCUACCACCCAGUUUACUCAGCGAAGCUCUUGCAGCAGAAGACUAUGGAUUUCUGGGUGUUGAUCUUCUGCUCACCUGUCAGUGGCCAAAACACAUAGAUAACUGCAUAAUUGGUCAGUUCCCCGAUACUUGUCAACCUUGCCUUGACGCUGCCUCUAUGUCGAUUUCUCGACUUGCUUUCCUUACUCGUCCACGGUACCACUUUUCGUGUGGCAAUGGUGUAUACUACGAAAGGUCACCAUACAGAAAUCAUCGUGUAUUACAAGAGAAAGCGUGUCAUACUACACGUUUUAUAGCUUUGGCUGAUGUGAAAAAUCCUCUUAACCAAAAGGAGGUUCAAACAGACCAAUACUUUUAUAACUUAGAUGCUAAGAAAGAACCAUACAUUCCUAGAAAGAAAGGCUUUUCACAAAAGCGUAGAAUGAACAGUAGUGUUUCAGACGAAACAGCUCUUAUCAAACGUUUUUCGAAUGAUGGAGAAGAUACUAGUCAAGAAGGUUUUCAAGAAAAAAUUGACAAGAACAAAAUUCAUGAUGAUUGUUGGUUUUGUUUAGGCAAUCCAGAGGUUAAAAAGCAUUUACUUGUUAGUAUUGGUACACAAGUGUAUGUUGCAUUGCCUCGUGGACCUAUUGUACCUGAUCAUGUUUUAAUUUUAACUAUUGGUCAUUAUCAAAGUUGGAUAACCUGUCCUGAUUAUGUUCGUGAAGAAAUUCAAGCGUAUAAAUCGCGGUUAAAACGCAUGUAUGAUGCACAAAAUAAAACAAUGGUUGUAUUCGAGAGGAAUUUAAAAACACAACAUUAUCAACUUCAAGUUGUUCCUGUACCGUAUUCAGUAGCAGCUCAUGUGAAGCCAUCAUUUCUUGAUAUGUCAGUCAGUUUUGAAGGUAGUCCAUGUGAAUUGAAGCAGAUUCCUCGUCGAACAGAUAUAGAUCAGAUUUGUCGAGUAGGCAUUCCUUACUUUUUUGUUGAAUUACCUACUGGAGAGAAGCUAUUUGGUCGGAUACCAAAAGAUCGUAUAUCUAGUACAAAUCUACAAUUUGGUCGUAUUGUUCUAACCAAUCCGAAUAUCCUGAAUUGUCCAGAGAAAGCAGAUUGGCAUGAUUGUACAGAAGAGGAAGAAGUGGAAGCUGAUUUGGCGAAACAAUUUCGUAAAAUGUUUUCCAAAUACGAAGCGAUGUAA